Gopherus evgoodei (Goodes thornscrub tortoise) is the source of this 7310-nucleotide messenger RNA. Its product is annotated as zinc finger protein 436-like. Gene Ontology annotation, biological process: negative regulation of transcription by RNA polymerase II. The coding region runs from base 468 to 2774 and encodes 768 amino acids. Lineage: Eukaryota; Metazoa; Chordata; Testudines; Testudinidae. The record is from RefSeq and is a predicted model, not a curated record. The transcript is spliced from 13 exons. Gene Ontology annotation, molecular function: DNA-binding transcription repressor activity, RNA polymerase II-specific.
GGGUCACAAGCCCCCCUCCAGCUCUGUCGCUCCCCAGGAAAAGGCUGCGGGGGGUCUGAGAGGCACCAGCUGGGAAAGGGGGCGGGGCCUGGGGAAAUGAUGAGCGGUGGGGGGGAGGGUCAGGCUGGCCCCGUGGACCUCCCUAACCUGGGCUGGAGAGAGCGGAAGCGGCCCCAGGGCAGUCUGGGACAUGUAGUUCCUGACUCCCUGGACCGGAAGUGACGUUGGGCGGGAGAGAAGAAGCCGAAUUGCAAACGCGGGCGGUCGGCUGCGGCUCUGCCUGGCUCGCGCGGGGCCGUUGGAGCCUCUCCCGGGGCCGGAGAAGGGUGUGUGACUGAGAUCAGGGCUGCUAUCGUACUGAGCGUGGCCGUGUUCUGCCAGGCACUGAAGAGACCCCAGGCUACAGAAUAACGUCCACGUUUUGCUCCAGAUCAUCCCAUCCUCCCAGAGGGAAGGAAACGGCUGCAAUGGAGCUGGCCCAGGACAUACCACAAAAGCAUCUGGCCCCCUUGGGAAAAGAGAGAGAAGCAGCCAAAGCCAAGGAGGAGCAGCAAAGCGAGGAGCUGCUGGUAGGUGCUCAGAGCACCCUCCCUCCCCCCUACACACUUAGGUUCGCCUGGCAUAAGAAUGACCUGAAACAGACGGAAGCCGAGAGGCAGAAGAUUGUCUGGGAGUGGAAGGAGCUGCGAGGAUUUCUGGAGGAGCAGGAGCAGCGUCUGCUGUCUCGGCUGGAGGAGCUAGAGAGAGCCAUUGUCCAGAGAAGGGAUGAGGGGGUCUGCAGCCUGUCGUGGAAGAUUUCCCUGCUCAGCAAGAGGGGAGGAGAGAAGGGGCAGCAGCCACUGAGCCAACCCCUGCAGGGUGCUGGGAGCACUGGGGGCAGGGAGGACGGGAUGUUUCGGAAGCCAAAGCCCUCGUUUGCGGAGCUGGAGAAGAGACUCAGUGAUUUCUCUCUGAAAAGUGCCAUGUUGCAGGAGGUGCUGCUGGGAUUCAAAGAGACACUGCAAUGGGAGCUGGGGAGCGACACAGGAGACAGAGUAACACCCAUCUUUGGCUCCAGAUUGUCCCAGCCUCCCACGGGACAGGGAAGGGAACUGGCUGUAGUGGAGUCAGUCCAGGGGCCGGUGACCUUCGAGGAGGUGGCUGUGUAUUUCACCAGGGAAGAGUGGACUCUGCUAGACCACCGUCAAAGAGCCCUCUGCAGAGACGUCAUGCAGGAGAACUAUGAGAAUGUGACCUCGCUGGCAGGUGAUGCAAUGACAUGUGAGAAAGAGGAGCAGAAUUCUCAGCCUGAAAAUGUUGAGCAAGUGGAUAAACACAGAGCAUUAUCACAAAGAUCGAAAAGGAAUGUGUGCAGGAGUCAUGAGCAUGGAAACUCCUGUGAGAUUCAGCACAGACCAGAAAGAGAGCAGGGAAACCAACCAGGGGAGAGAAUAGGUAAAUGUAUUUCCUAUCGGGGAACUCAGACGGACCUCAACGAAACCACAACACAGCAGGAAAUCCUCAUGGGAAAGAGAAAAAAUACAUGCACUGAAGGGUUUCUAGUUUCCAAACCUAAUAUGAUGUCCCAGCUGGAACAGGGGGAAGAGCCAUGGGUCCCAGACCUCCAGGGUUCAGAGGAAAGAGAGAUCCUAAAAGUUUCCUGCACAGCAGGUGAUGCAAUGGCAUGUAAGAAAGAGCAGAAUUCUCAGCCUGAAAAUGUUGAGCAAGUGGAUAAACACAGAGCAUUAUCACAAAGAUUGAAAAGGAAUGUGUGCAGGAGUCAUGAGCAGGGAAACUCCUGUGAGAUUCAGCACAGACCAGAAAGAGAGCAGGGAAACCAUCCAGGGGAGAAAGCAGGUAAAUUUAUUUCCUAUUGGGGAACACAGAAGGACCUCAAGGAAACCACAGCACAGCAGGAAAUUCUCAUGAGAAAGAGAAAAAAUACAUGCACUGAGUGUGGGAAAAGCUUCAUUCGCAGAUCAAGCCUUUCUGUUCAUCUGAGAAUCCACACAGGGGAGAGGCCCUACAAAUGCCAUGAGUGCGGAAAAUGCUUCACUAGAAGCUCAGACCUUUCUGGUCAUCAGAGAAUUCACACAGGGGAGAGGCCCUAUGAAUGCAGUGAAUGUGGGAAAAGAUUCACUCGCAGCUCAGCCCUUUUUCAACAUCAGCGAAUCCACACAGGGGAGAGGCCCUAUGAAUGCCGUGAGUGUGGGAAAACCUUCAAUCGAAGCUCGCACCUUAUUAAUCAUCAGAAAAUCCACACAGGAGAGAGACCCCAUGGAUACAGCGAGUGUGGGAAAAACUUCAGUCACAGAUCAGCCCUUCCUGUUCAUCAGAAAAUCCACGCAGGGGCAAGGUCCUAUGAAUGCUGUGAGUGUGGGGAGAGCUUCACUCGAAGAUCAAGCCUUUCUCACCAUCAGAAAAUUCACACAGGGGAGAGGCCCUAUGAAUGCAGUGAGUGUGGGAAAACCUUCUAUCGCCGCUCGCACCUUAUUACUCAUCAGAAAAUCCACACAGGAGAGAGGCCCUAUGAAUGCAGUGAGUGCGGGAAAACCUUCAUUCACAGAUCAGCUCUUUCUAUUCAUCAGAGAAUCCACACAGGGGAGAGGCCCUAUGAAUGCAAUGAGUGUGGGAAAAACUUCACUCACAGCUCAGCCCUUUCUAAACAUCAGAGAAUCCACACAGGGGAGAGGCCCUAUGAAUGCAGUGAGUGUGGGAAAACCUUCUCUUGGCACUCAGCCCAUGCUAAGCAUAAGAGAAUCUGCAAGGGAGAUCAACACCAUAAAAACCUCUAGGGUUAUCCAUACUUUCUUUUCUCUUAUACUUUUCCUGAUUCCCACAUAGUAACUUUUAAAGCUGUUUGAACUGUUUUCAGUAGUGUUAACCCUCAGCUUGUCCAGAUGAGUGGCCCAUUUUUGCCUUUUGCAAUUCUCCCUCUCUUGAAGUGGGCCCAUUUGUCCUUUCUAUUGUCCCACAAGUUCUCUUCCUAUCAGGAACCAGGGAGCAUCACAUUUAUACCAUUCCUCCUAUUGCAAAGUUGUUAGGGUCACCAAUGAUACAGAUUUUAUCACUGCCAGUUGUUCUCACAUUUGCUAAAGAACAGCUAUAUUGGGAACUUUUCAAGUUGUAUAUAAAUGAAGAGGAGAAGGGGCAGAAAAAAAGUAUCAUUUCAACCUCUCUGAUACUGGAAGGAAACAGGGUGAUGCAGAGAUUCCCUCCUUCCUCAUCAUUGCAGAACUGUUACCUUUUGUCUGAGCCAUGUAGAGUUUAUAUUCAUCACAUUCUAUCCAUCCACUUCUCAAAGUGUCAUUUGAUGAAGCAUUCUCCAUUGUCUGUACUUGGAGAUGAUGCUUUGAGUUCUUUAAUGCUAUACUAGAGUUGUUAUGAUUGGAGAUGAAAGUGUCAAAGACCUGGGAGGGGAAUUCAAAUGGCUCCCAAACAGAGUGUGAUCAUUUGGAGUUUAAAUCCCAGGUUCCAUCUAUUGGUAAAGCCACUUCUGGCAAGGGGAUGGUUUCCCCCUCAUUCUGGGAUGCUUGGAUACUAAAAAAAUUGUAAAUAACAUAACUGACUAUAGGACAGUGCUGUGUGAAGCAAGUUUAAAUGGAUCAGGGAAGAAUGUGAUGGGAGAAUCUCUUGUCCUGAUUCUGCAAACUCAUAUGUAACCUGCUCUGGAUUUUCACUUCACACUUUCAUUAUCAUGUAUUCUGUCUCUCUCUGAUGUGGGUUUCUAUCUUUCCUUAAGGCUGUUUGGUCACCUCAUUAGAUAUUAGUUCAGUUUGAUGGGAUGUAGCUCAGAUUUAUUGGAGAAUUUAAGACCAAUGAGCAUUUGUUAAAGUCGUCAUUUCUCACUUCAGCUUUGCUUUUUCCCCAUCCCUCCAUGAUGACAUGGAGGAAGUUGAAGUGCAGUUCUAUCAACAGGAGAGAACUCUCUAAUUUACUGGACAGGCUAACAAAGACACAGCAGUGAUUUAAAAUCUCCACUCAGAAAUGGUGAACAACAGCACAACCCCAAGUAACUAAAGGAAGUGCAUAUGAUCACAGUGUAUUUCAGUUGUUCAAGGCAAUAUUGUCUCCGAUGAUCUGGGAAGAGAAUUCCAUGGUAAGUGGUUUUGAACUAGGCAGACUGCCCAUGUGUUUGGUUCCCAAAGCAUUUGUAACCCAGUCUUACAGAAGGUCUAUCCUACCUAAUCUUAUGCUAUGGGAAAUGCAGCCCUUCAUGACACAGAUAUUGAGAAAAUAGAAGUGGGAUUUUGGUUGAAUUUAAUCUUUGUAGGUGCUAAAGAUGUGUAUAAAAUGAAACCAGUGUUGAAAAUGUAAUAGCUUCAGAAAAAUAGCUAUUCUUGAACAGAAACUCCAGCUCUGGUAACUAAUGGAGAUUCUGAUCCAGGCCUAUAUCCAGUCUCUUGCCUGGACCUGUGCCACCAAAUUAAAGAGAAACUGGGCAUGUUUUGGGAAGGCAUUCCUCAUUAACACUGCUGAGAUUUUAAGUGGUUUUGUAAAGGAUUCUACUUCAGAGAAGUGUAAAUUUAUCCUAACCAAGACCAAAGAUUUGGAAAGAGCUGAGGUUGAAAGAGUCCACGCUCAGUUCUUGGCUUCCUCUCCAGGAAAGGAAGCCUUGGUGGCUAAUGACCCAAGGAAGAUUGUUUGUACCAUUCCACUUACCAGCUCAGUGUCACUGGUUACACUUCCAAAGUAUGCCAGGGUUAGAUUGAGAACAAUCAUCCUUCUCUGUUUGGAUGCAAAGAGGGAGUGCUUCAUAGGACAUUGCUUCCCUGUGGAUCCCAAACUGGCAGCCUGAUUGGAUAACAAGGCCUUUCAGGCUGUAGAAAUGAUGGUAACUCAUGAGGCAGCAAAUGUGUCAAGCUCCAAUUUCAGACUUCCGGAUAUGCGCAUGUUGAGUCCUGAUUCCAUGUUUUUUUUCUCUGAUGCUGUGGCUACACAAUUAAGCCGAUGUUGGCACAGUUGCACCAAUGUAGCUGCGCUGCUGUAGCACUGCUAUUACAGAUGCUGUCACCCAGUGGGAGAGAUUUCUCCCAUCAGACUUGAUUAGUCCAGCCCCCUCAACCUGGGGAUGGCUACGUUGUUCUCCUGCUGACGUAGUGCUGUCUAUAUGGGGGAUUAGGGCUGUUUAACUACAUAGCUCAGCAGUAUGGAUUUUUCACACCCCUAAGAAAUAUAAUUGUACUUAGUGUAGACCAGAGUUUUCUCUUCUGUUUUAUGCAUUUUCAUUACUUCUCCUCUACCUCUGCCUACUUUGAAAGAUUAAAAUGUGUGAUGCACACAUUCUGACAUAGGAGACUUCUUCCACCAACACACAUGGCAGAAGAACCAGGGACAUAUGAACUCUCAGAAGUGGUUGGGACCUACGUUGGGACAAACCACAGCUUGAGCCAAGGUUCAGAUGUUGGCAAUGGGGACUAAAAGAAAACUAACAUAUGUGGCCAGAAUUUGUGAUCUUCGAAUAUGUUGUUGUUACUAAUGGAAAUGAAAUUAUAGGUGAAGUGUAGGUUAAAAAGUAACAGACUAUCUGUGUGAUUAUUUUGGAAAACUGAAAGUUGUCUUGUUUUUUGUUUUGUUAGUCAUACAGGAAAUGAUGGCUAAUCUUGAAAAGUAAAUUUGAUUUAAUUUACUCCCUGUAGUAUAAGGAGUUCUGAUAGGAAACUUCCCUCUGAAGGUUGGGGUGAGAGAAUGUGUGUGAGAAAUAGUGUAUAAGAGAAUAUUGGCCCAGUAUAUAUUUUAAUAUUUUGUGUUUUCAAAUAGAACUUAUUUUACUUAGUUUCAAAGUCAAUUUCUAUUAAAAGGAGAGCUACUUGAGAAGAUAAACUAUAUACGUUUUUUCCCACUUAGACUGUAAGCAUCACUGACUUCCCCACUUCUCUAGUUUGCAAAGGAAAGGCCUGACAUCUGUCAUAGGAUGUGUCCAGCAGGUAGGAAAGCUGCAGUUGUUAACCAUCAGUACCAAGGAAAAGGCUGAAGUCCAUUGCCCUUCAUAUCAAAAAGCCAUCUAAAGGGUGGUCUAUGCUGAAAAGCUAUGUUGACAUGGCCACAUCUCUCAGGGAUGUGAAAAAUCCACUCCCCUGAGAGAAGUAGUUAAUGUGACCUACGCCCCAGUGUAGACAGUGUUAGGUUGUCAGAAGAAUAUUUCCAGUGUUUGAAGGGUAGACAGAGCCUUAGAUCGAUCCCCUUUGAGAAUCGAGUUAUGACAUCAAUUCCAAUUUUGACCCAUCUCCCUGUAUGUGAGAAAGCUGCUAGUAUGGAGGGCGAGCCAGGUAUCCGAUCACCUGAUUCAACUGAGGGAAAAGCUCUUAGUGCCCAUCAGUCCAAAGACUGAGAGAAAUGGAGAGUUCGAACCAUUGUCAUUUUAGUAUCUUAUUGUUCCUCUCUCUGUUUUUUGUGUUGGCCUUUUUGUUCUAUCACGGUGUGACUGUAUGGCUCAGUGCAUGUGUGACAAACGCUGAUUGGUGCCAAUUGGCAAAAGGGUCACUGUUAUUCACAAGCGACUCCUGUCUCACCUGACAAACUCACCACACCUAAUACACUGAUUUUAUGAUAUUUAUCCAGGAAGCAUAGCAGUGAGAUCUCUACUGAAAGCUUGUAAAUUAUUGAUACUCCUAAUCACUGUGACAGGUGUGUAUGAGUCAGACUGAAGAAGUAAUGUAAAUACACGGAAAAUUAUGCCCAUAUGGUAUUAUCAUGGAAGUGAAGUAUCAGAGGACUAGCCGUGUUAGUCUGGAUCUGUAAAAGCAGCAAAGAAUCCUGUGGCACCUUAUAAACUAACAGACGUUUUGGAACAUGAGCUUUCGUGGGUGAAUACCCACUUCGUCAGAUGCAUGUUCAUGGAAGUGAGUCACCCAAAUCAUUGGUCUUGGUGGGGACGUCCCAUUCCAGUGGGAGGGAAUUGUCACCUGUCGCUUGCUAGCCAGUUAUGUGAUGUGUUGCUCCAUUGUCAACCUUUGCACCAACCCAGAAAAGCCAACGGAAAACUAUCAAAGACAAACUAUAAACCUCAAAACCCUGUGGAAAUGAAAAGGACAAUGACAACGAGGAGAUCUUCUUUUCUAUGAAUAAAGACAAAAGACUGGUUCGGUCUAUAACAGGGUGGAGAAAAACACUCUGGGUCCAUUCACCAAGGAGAUCCCUAACAACCAGUGGUGCUUCAUCAAAGGCAAUCACUGCAUUAGACUGAAGUGUGAGGUGAGAAUCUGCUUAGAUAGGGAGAGGUAACUAUUAAAAAGUGUAGGUUGCAUUUUGCAAUUUUGUUCUGUCGGUGUUUGUUUCUGUUUAAAUCUCUAUCUCUUGUUAAAUAAAUUUCCAUUUGUUUGAUAACUGUA